CUGGAUACCAAUAAUAGUAUCAUGCAUAUCAAAGGCCGGAGUGGCAGAUCAUGAUGUAAUCAUAUUGAAAGAAUAAUACAUUUCUAUUUAUAUUGUGAUCUGUUCACUAGAUCAUAUUACUUCAGGUCAUACACAAGGGAAUGGCUGACAGUGACAAGCCGGCAGACAACACCGUGUCGCAGAAUGCGGGCGGUGAUGGCAUACCACGUGUCAAAAGCGAAAAAGAAUUGAAGAAAGAGAAAGCCAAGCAAGAAAAGCUGGCUAAGUUUCAAGCGAAGCAGGAAAAGCUGGCGGCACAGAAACAACAGCCAAAGAAGGAGGGGGAGAAGAAGAAAGACAUUGUAAAAGAGAAAGUGAAAGUAACAUAUGAUGCUCCAACAAAACCAGGAGAGAAGAAAGAUGUCAACACCUCCAUGCCUGAUGCGUACAGUCCCCAGUAUGUGGAGGCGGCCUGGUACGACUGGUGGGUGCAGUCAGGAUUCUUCAAGCCGGAGUAUGGGGGCAAAGAUUUAACGAAGCUGAAAUAUGAGGACAAAUUCGUGAUGGUGAUCCCCCCUCCCAAUGUGACCGGUUCCCUACAUUUGGGUCACGCCCUCACCAAUGCUGUAGAGGAUUGUAUUGCAAGAUGGCACAGGAUGAAGGGGAAAACAGUGCUGUGGAACCCAGGGUGUGAUCACGCUGGUAUCGCCACACAAGUAGUAGUCGAGAAGAAAUUGAAGCGAGAUAUGGGAAAAUCCAGACAUGAUCUGGGCAGGGAGGCAUUUGUAGAACAUGUGUGGAAGUGGAAAAAUGAGAAAGGUGACAGGAUUUAUCACCAGCUGAGGAGGUUAGGGGGGUCCUAUGACUGGGACAGAGCGUGCUUUACAAUGGAUCCAAAACUGUAUAAGGCUGUGACUGAGUCCUUUGUGCGUUUACAUGAUGAUGGGUUUAUCUACAGAAGUGUACGCCUUGUAAACUGGUCAUGUUCUCUUAACUCCGCUAUUUCUGAUAUCGAGGUGGAGAAGAAGGAAUUGACAGGAAGGACCAUGCUUGCCGUACCUGGGUACAAAGAGAAAGUGGAGUUUGGAGUUCUGGUGUCGUUCGCCUACCCAGUGGAAGGAUCAGAUGAAAAGAUAAUAGUUGCUACAACUCGUAUUGAGACCAUGUUAGGAGAUACGGCAGUCGCUGUCCAUCCCGACGAUGACCGGUACAAACAUCUACACGGAAAGACGGUCAGACACCCGCUGCUGGACAGGGUGAUCCCAAUCGUCACAGACAGCUUCGUUGAUAUGUCAUUUGGAACAGGUGCUGUGAAGAUCACCCCUGCCCAUGAUGUGAAUGAUUAUGAUGUUGGUGUGAGACAUAACCUGCCCUUUAUCACUAUCAUUGAUGACAGUGGAAACAUCACUAAUGACUGUGGGGAAUUUUCUGGUAUGAAGAGGUUUCAUGCCAGAAAAGCUGUGCUGGAGGCUCUGAAAAAGAAAGAUCUUUACAUUGAGACAAAGGACAACCCCAUGGUAGUGCCAACAUGCAGUCGAUCAAAAGAUAUAAUUGAGCCCCUGCUGAAACCACAGUGGUAUGUGAAGAUGGAGAAGAUGUCUCAGGAAGCUGUAAGGGUUGUGAAAGAUGGAGAGCUCAAAAUUAUUCCAGAGAUGCACAAGAAAACAUGGUAUAAUUGGUUAGAAAACAACAGAGACUGGUGUAUAUCUAGGCAGCUGUGGUGGGGCCAUCGGAUUCCAGCAUACUUCAUCAGAGUAAAUGACCCAGCUGUACCCGCAGGGGAGGAUACUGAUGAUAAAUACUGGGUGUCUGGGAGAACUGAAGAUGAGUCCAGAGACAAAGCCGCGAGCAGAUUUAAUGUCACCAAGGACAAAAUAUCUCUCACACAAGAUCAGGAUGUAUUAGACACAUGGUUUUCUUCAGGAAUAUUCCCAUUCUCCAUUUUUGGAUGGCCUGACAAGACCCCUGAAUUGGAUGUGUUUUACCCUGGCGCACUGUUGGAGACUGGACAUGAUAUUCUCUUCUUCUGGGUGGCUAGGAUGGUCAUGAUGGGACAACAACUGAUGGGAAAGCUACCAUUCAAGGAGGUAUACUUGCAUGCAAUGGUCAGGGAUGCACAUGGUAGGAAGAUGUCCAAGUCGCUGGGUAAUGUAAUAGACCCCCUGGAUGUCAUCCAAGGCAUUUCACUAGAGGAUCUACACGAGAGGUUAAAUGAUGGGAAUCUGGAAGGAAAGGAAAUAGAAAAGGCGAAGGCAGGGCAGAAAGCUGAUUAUCCGCAGGGUAUACCGGAAUGUGGGACUGAUGCCCUGAGAUUUGCUCUGGUGGCCUAUACAUCACAAGGUCGGGACAUAAACUUGGAUGUACUUCGUGUGCAGGGCUACAGGUUUUUCUGCAAUAAACUUUGGAAUGCUACUAAAUUUGCGUUGACCGCUCUGGGACAGAACUUCAAACCUGAUAGAUCAUUUCAGGUAAGUGGGAAAGAGACAGAGAUGGACCGCUGGAUCUUAAGCCGCCUCAGUCUCGCUGUGGAGCUCACUAACACCGGAUUCCAGAACUAUGACUUCCAGUCUGCCACCACAGCCUGCUAUAACUUCUGGUUGUAUGACCUCUGUGAUUGGUAUCUUGAGUAUAUGAAACCCGUGAUCUAUGGUUCAGAUGAAGGCGCCAAAACUGUCACCAGAAAUAUACUGUAUACUUGUCUGGAUGGAGGGCUACGACUCCUGCAUCCAUUUAUGCCCUUCAUCACAGAAGAGCUCUACCAACGGUUACCACGGCGCACUGAAGGCUGUCCACCCAGUUUGUGUGUAACUCCAUACCCAGAAAUCAGUCAGUUUUCCCUCAGAAAUGUUAAAAUAGAAGGGGAAGUGGAGUUUAUGCAGAAUAUUGUGAAAUCUCUGAGGUCUACGAGAUCUGACUAUUUACUGACAGGGAAAGAUAAAGCAGAAGUGUACAUUAAGUGCAGGGAUGAACAGACAGCUGAGAUUGUAAGACCACACGAAACUCUGAUCCAGGCAACAACAAGCUGUAGCGCUCUCCACAUAGUCACCACGGAGGAGCCACCGGAAGGAUGUGCCAUACAGAGUGUCUCAAUCAACUGCCAAACUCAUCUCAUGCUCAAGGGGCUGAUUGAUUUUGAGAAAGAAAAGGGGAAAUUGGAGACCAAGAAAGAAAAAUUAGGAACCCAGCUGUCUAAACUCCAGGAGGUUACUGCUGUGACCGGAUACGAGGAAAAGGUUCCAGAAAAAGUCAGGACGCAAAACACGGAGAAGAUGAAUGAAAUCAAUAUUGAAAUGGAAAAGAUCACGGAUGCUUUAACAACAAUAUCAAAACUGCAAUAGGAGAAGUUUAAUGACUGUGUCAAUGUGACGUUUUUAUGGGUGAUCACCGUAUUUCCUUUUUUCCGCUAUUUAUUGUACUUUGCAUGGACAUAUACAAACAUGAGACAAAGCAUUGCUACUUGAGAAGAGAAUGAUUAGACAGUCAUAAUGUAACAUAAGCCGUCGAUGUAGAGUUUGUGAUAAUAAAUGUCUGGAAUUAUA
Ostrea edulis (European flat oyster) is the source of this 3518-nucleotide messenger RNA. RefSeq names its product valine--tRNA ligase-like. Gene Ontology annotation, biological process: valyl-tRNA aminoacylation. Bases 141 to 3317 code for a protein of 1058 amino acids. Lineage: Eukaryota; Metazoa; Mollusca; Bivalvia; Ostreida; Ostreidae. Gene Ontology annotation, molecular function: valine-tRNA ligase activity; ATP binding; aminoacyl-tRNA deacylase activity. The record is from RefSeq and is a predicted model, not a curated record. Gene Ontology annotation, cellular component: cytosol. The transcript is spliced from 27 exons.